This is a messenger RNA of Geodia barretti, 1544 nucleotides long. NCBI's taxonomy places the organism in Eukaryota, Metazoa, Porifera, Demospongiae, Tetractinellida, Geodiidae. The record is from the annotation of a GenBank genome assembly.
CACACGUUCCUGACCUGGCCUACAUCGCAAAAGAAGUCGUGAUCAAUGAUAAAGAAGAAACUUUUGUUUCUUAACCUGUCUGUGCGUUUACAGUCGUCUACAGUAACCAUAGACCAGAGGUGCAGUUUUAGCGUCAUGUCUGGGACGGAGCCGGGACAAUUUGAGCGGUCCAAUACCAAAUCCGACGCAGCGCAACCCCGCCCCAAAAAGCCGCGAACGACCGGCAAUUUUGAAUUCAGAAAGUAUGCAAAAAGACAUGUUGCUUUGCGAAUUGCAUAUCUAGGCUGGAGCUAUCAUGGAUUUGCAAUUCAGAAAACACCUCACAAUACCAUUGAGGCUCACUUGUUUGAAGCACUGGAGAAGGUGAAAUUAGUGGAAGAUGCUUUGAACUGCAACUAUUCAAGAUGCGGACGUACCGACAAGGGUGUUAGUGCACUUGGACAGGUUGUGUCACUGACUGUUCGUAGUAAUCUGCUGGAAGCAGAGGGAGUUGAAAUUACAGAAGACUGCACUGCACAUGAGAGAAAGGGUGAUAAGACAGUAGAGUUGCCAUACAUGGCGAUGCUGAAUAGCACACUUCCUGAGGAUAUUAGAGUUUUGUCGUGGGCUCCCGUGGGGCCUGACUUCAAUGCCAGAUUCAACUGCCUCCACCGAACGUACAAGUACUUUUUUCCAAAGGGAAACCUUGACAUCAGUGAGAUGAGAGAAGCUGCACAGAAGCUGGUAGGAGAACAUGACUUUCGCAAUUUUUGUCGAGUAAGAAACUUUCUAUCAUCACAGUUCCAUUAUAUGGAUAUAAGCGGAGGUGUCACUAACUUUCGCCGGAGAAUACUUAGCAUUGACGUAAAUGAAUUGAGUGAUGGCGAUUCACCGUAUCAACAGUGUGAGAUUACUAUAGUCGGCCUGGCUUUCCUGUGGCAUCAGGUUCGAUGUAUGGUGGCCAUACUAUUUCUCAUUGGACAUGGUUUGGAAAAGCCGGAAAUCAUUGAUCACAUGCUGGACAUUGAGAAGUGUCCUUCCAAACCUCAGUAUGGGAUGGCAUCGGAACUGCCUCUAGUGCUGUAUGACUCGGUCUACGAGGGAGUGGAGUGGAGAAGAUGCGAACGGAACUACGUCAAAACUGUCUCUCACUUUCAGCAGAUGUGGACUGAGAUGACGGUCAAGAGCACAAUGCUGCGAAGGAUGCUGGACUCUCUGGAGCUCUCCCUCCUCCCCUCCCCUCCUCCCACCUCCCAAGUCUCACCUCUGUGUAAACAAGGUGGUGGAGCUUACAAACCGCUCCUCUCUCGACCCACUUCCGCCACACUGGAGGAGAGGCUGGCUGACCACAAGAGAAAGAGGGCCAGAGAGUGUCAGCUGCAAGAGCAGGAGGCAGACACUGACCGGCAAGAACAGCUGCAGAACCCACUUUGAAUGCCAAAGUCACAAUAAUGUCUCUGUAGUUUAGAUAAUUCUGCAUUUGAGGCUUUGGCAAUUAAGCCUAUAUAAUAUUUUAUGCAGGCAUUAUAAUUGAGUACUAAAUCAUGCAUGCUUUCUCACGGUAG